Molecule: messenger RNA, 2517 nt
Organism: Plasmodium yoelii
Lineage: Eukaryota; Apicomplexa; Aconoidasida; Haemosporida; Plasmodiidae
Product: translation initiation factor SUI1, putative
Exons: 2
Coding region: 1-2517 (838 amino acids)
Biological process (GO): formation of translation preinitiation complex; translational initiation
Molecular function (GO): translation initiation factor activity
Source: RefSeq, a predicted model, not a curated record
AUGUUCAAAAACAAAAUAACAUUAUCAAAUAAAAACUUCCUGGGCAACAAAGAUCGAAAAAAACUAGCGAUAAUUUUAAAAAGCACAUUUAACAUUGAAAAUGAUGAAGAAAUUAAUGAAUUAUUAGACAAAGAAGACGCAAGCAUUUGUAAAGUACAAAAGAAGAAAAUUACUAUAUAUUUUUCUAAAAAUAAUCCCGUUCUAGUCAGUAUUAAUAAUUUAAUAUUUCCAACAGUUUAUACUCUAUGGAAAUUUCCACGUAUGAUUCCUUGUUUUGUCAUAUAUCCACCUGCUUCCGAAUUCUUGCUAAGAGGAGCAGAUUUAAUGAUUCCAGGAAUAUGCAAAAACAUAGACGAUUUGGAUAAACUUAAACCUGGUGCAAUAUGGGGUGUCAGGGUUUUUAAUAAUCCAUAUAUUUUUGCAGUAGGAGAAUGUUGCGUUGAAUAUAAUAAUAAUAAUAAUAUGAAAAAUUUAUAUACCUCAAAAGGUAAAUGCUUAAAAUUAGUUCAUACAUUUACUGACGAAUUGUGGAAAUUGGGAUCCCUUGAUAUACCAGAUAUUAGUUUUAAAAACAAAAUUAUAGAUUCUGUGGAAAAUAUAGUUGACGAUUUUAGUGAGUUUAAAAUAUAUGGAGAAAAUAACAAAGGUGCAAAAAAAAAAAAUAAUAAUAAUAUCAAAGUAGAAGAAAAAAAGAAAGAAAAAACAGAUGAAAAGGGAAAAUUUGGAUGGUCUUCUGAUUCUGAUACAUCUGAAGCUAAGAAAAGUGAUACAGAAAAGGUAGCGGAAAAAGAAAAUGAAAAAACAUAUAAGGGUUCGUCUAACGAAAAAUAUUUAGCAAAUUUUUACAAACAUUUUGACAUAAUAUUGAAAAAUAAAAAUAAAGAGAAAAAUAGCCAAGAUGAAUUAAAAUUGAAAAACUCUAAUACAGGUACAACCAUUAUUGCUAGUAAUAAUAAUUGUGAUAAAAAGGAAUAUAUACAUGACCUUAAUUCUAUGAACAAUGGUAUAAAUUUAAGUAAAGAAAAUUAUAUGAAUAAAGAGGAUAAUUGGGAAAAUCUUGAAGAAUCAAUAGCAAGUGCAGAUAACAAUGGCGAUAAUAAUGGCGAUAAUAAUGGCGAUAAUAAUGACGAUGACGAUAACGAUGACGAUAAUAAUGACAAUUCUGCAUUAUCUGAAACCGAAAACGAGGGUUUUAAAACCGAACGGGAAGGUCAUAUUUUUAGUGGAGGUGAAAAUUGUGUAAGUGAAGAAAAAGACAUAAUUAGUGAGCAAGGUGAGAGUCAUAAAAAUUUGAAAAAUAAAAAACAAAGAAACCCCAAAAAUAAAAAUGUAGGAAAAAAAAAAGACAAACAUGAACAUAAUGAAGAUCAAUAUUCUAGUAAUGAUGAAAAUGGAGGGGAAAACAAAACAAAUAAAUAUGAUAUACAUAAUAACAAAAAUUAUAAUAAUAUAUUUGAAUUAAAAACUGAACAACAAGAUAAACUUUUAUUAUAUUUGUUUCUAGAAUCAAUUUAUUAUAUUACAGAUGAUAGUUUACCAAUUGAUGCUUCAGGAAUUUAUAGCAAAAUGACAAAAGAAUUUUCAUAUAUUCAUAAAAAUAAAGUAUUUUUAGAAGACCUUGAAAAUGAUAAUGUAUGUUAUGAAAUAAUAAAUAAAAUUAAUAAAAAAGAAAUAAAUAUAUUAUUAGAUGUCAAAAAAUCUAGUUAUAAAAAAUUAAUAAAAUUUAUUCAACAUUGCUCAAAAAUAAAACUGAUAAAAAUUAAAGAAAAUCGAAAUAUUGUUUCAAUUGUAAAUAUAAAUAAAGAACAUCCUUUAUUUUCUUCAUACAAAUUUAUGGAUAUAAAUGAAAAAAAAAAAUGUGAUAAUGAAAAUGUUAAAAAUGAAAACACAACAUCAAAUAGUAAAGGAGCACAAGUAUUAGAAUUUUAUAUGCCUUCAACAAAAACUUUAAAUAUAUUUAAACAUAUAAAUAAAAAAACAGAAAAAAAUACAUAUUUUACUAUAAAAGAAUUAAGAGAAAUAUUUCACACAUAUAUUACUUUAAAUAAUUUACAAUCAGAUAAAGAUAAAAGUUUAAUAAAAAUAAAUAAUGAUAUACAAGCAUUUUUAUCAUCCGAAAAAUGUGACAAUAUGUUACCUUAUGAUAUUGCUGUUAAUAAAUUUAUUUCCUUACAACAACCUUGUUAUGCUAUAGUUAAACCAAAUGCUAAUUUUGACAUUGACCCAAUAAAAAUAAUAAAAGGUGUAUGUCCAUCUAUACAUAUUUAUUCCGUUGCACGAAUGAAAGGAAAAAAAUAUGUAACACACAUAACUAACCUUUAUUUAUUUUAUGUAGAUCUUCAAAAAUUUUCUGAACAAAUACAAAAACAGCUAGCUUGUUCAUGUUCUAUUGUAAUUUCACCUUCAACACAAAAAGAGGAGGUAUUGGUACAAGGAAAUGUAGUUAAUCAAAUUCACACAAUUCUAAUUACUAAUUAUUUUUUACCUCGAAAAUAUAUUGUCUUAAAUGUUAAAUAA